Molecule: messenger RNA, 1502 nt
Organism: Lipotes vexillifer (Yangtze River dolphin)
Lineage: Eukaryota; Metazoa; Chordata; Mammalia; Artiodactyla; Lipotidae
Gene: MAGT1
Product: magnesium transporter 1
Exons: 10
Coding region: 185-1192 (335 amino acids)
Cellular component (GO): oligosaccharyltransferase complex
Source: RefSeq, a predicted model, not a curated record
AGAAGUGAAACGUCUUUUAGCGGGCGUCUGCCUGUACAGCGCCCUGACGUAAUGUGAGGGGACUACGGGCAAGGCUGAGCUGGACCAAUGAGGGGGCGCGAGGGGGCUGGUUUGCCUGUUCUCACGCCCAACCCUCAGACCCAGCCCCAGGAAAGUUUCCCUUCUAGGAAGGAGAGAAGCGAACAUGGCAGCGCGUUGGUGGCUUUGGUGUGUCUCUGCGACCGUGGCGGUGGCACUGCUGGUCGUUUCCGGGGUUCCCUCAGCCUCUGCCCAGAGAAAGAAGGAGAUGGUGUUAUCUGAAAAGGUUAGUCAACUGAUGGAAUGGACCAAUAAAAGGCCUGUAAUAAGAAUGAAUGGAGACAAGUUCCGUCGCCUUGUUAAAGCCCCGCCGAGAAACUACUCCGUUAUUGUCAUGUUCACUGCUCUCCAACUUCAUAGACAAUGUGUCGUGUGCAAGCAAGCUGAUGAAGAAUUCCAGAUCCUGGCAAACUCCUGGCGAUAUUCCAGUGCAUUUACCAACAGGAUAUUUUUUGCUAUGGUGGAUUUUGAUGAAGGCUCUGAUGUAUUUCAGAUGCUAAACAUGAAUUCAGCUCCAACUUUCAUCAACUUUCCUGCAAAAGGGAAACCCAAACGGGGUGAUACAUAUGAGUUGCAGGUGCGUGGAUUUUCAGCUGAGCAGAUUGCCCGGUGGAUUGCUGACAGAACUGAUGUCAAUAUUAGAGUAAUUAGACCCCCAAAUUAUGCUGGCCCCCUUAUGUUGGGAUUGCUUUUGGCUGUUAUUGGUGGACUUGUGUAUCUUCGAAGAAGCAAUAUGGAAUUUCUCUUUAAUAAAACUGGAUGGGCUUUUGCGGCUCUGUGUUUUGUGCUUGCUAUGACAUCUGGUCAAAUGUGGAACCAUAUAAGAGGACCACCAUAUGCUCAUAAGAAUCCCCACACAGGACAUGUGAAUUAUAUCCAUGGAAGCAGCCAAGCCCAGUUUGUAGCUGAAACACACAUUGUUCUUCUGUUUAAUGGUGGGGUUACCUUAGGGAUGGUGCUUUUAUGUGAAGCUGCUACAUCUGACAUGGAUAUUGGAAAGCGAAAGAUAAUGUGUGUGGCUGGCAUUGGACUCGUUGUAUUAUUCUUCAGUUGGAUGCUCUCUAUUUUCAGAUCUAAAUAUCAUGGAUAUCCAUAUAGCUUUCUGAUGAGUUAAAAAGGAUUCCAGAGAUAUGUAGACACUGGAGUAAUGGAAAUUGAAAAAUGAAAAACGUGUGUGUGAAAAGAAGAAUGCAAUUUGUGUAUUUUGUAUUACCUCUUUUUUUCAAGUGAUUAAAAUAGUUAAUCAUUUAACCAAAGAAGAUGUAUAGUGCCUUAAGAAGCAAUUUUCCAUCAAAAUCAUGAAGUAUUUGGAUAUGAUUCUCCUCUUAACCUUCCCUUCCCAGUAAACUUUGUGGAAUAUUUAAUUUAGUGGAAUUAAAUAUUUUUUUUUAAAUUUUAAAGCUACUAAUUCAUUUUAGUUACAA